UUUCACAGCAGGAGAUGACUGGUGAAUAUAGGUUAAUAGGAACAAAGUUAAAUGAUCUUGAAGUAGAGCUUGAUAAGAAUUUUACAGAUGUAGAAUUAGAAGAGAAUGAUAGAUUCCCAGAAAUAAUGAGAGAUUUUGUUAAAAGGACUAAAAGUCAAUUUGAAGAGCUUCAACUUAAAUAUACUUCAAUGGAAGUUGCAUAUAAAGAUGUUGUAUCAUACUUUGGAGAAGAUCCAAAAAGUACUAAGCCAGAUGAAUUUUUUGGAAUUUUCAAAACAUUUAUAUCAUCUUAUGAACGAGCAAGACAUGACAAUAAAGUACAGAAAGAACGCGAAUUGGUCCUUCAAAAACGAAUAGAGGAGAUUGAAAGUCGAAAAAAGAAACAAAAGGACAAAACAAGUAUCAGUGUCAAAGAAGGCAUUGCACAAGAUUCUUCAGAAGAAAAAUAUCUUAUGGACAAUUUAUUAGAGACAUUAAGGGAUGGGAGGGAUUUGGAUACAAGAACGAGGAGAAAACGUGGAGCAGGAAAAGAAAAAAGGAUAGAAAGAAGUAUGUCAAUUGCAGUCAAAGCAGAAUCUAUUUUGAACAGGCUUAAAGAAGAUACUCCGCCAGUACCAGAUUUGCCUAUAAAAGAAAUUUUAGCUGAAUAA
Molecule: messenger RNA, 650 nt
Organism: Entrophospora sp. SA101
Lineage: Eukaryota; Fungi; Glomeromycota; Glomeromycetes; Entrophosporales; Entrophosporaceae
Source: the annotation of a GenBank genome assembly